This is a messenger RNA of Prorocentrum cordatum, 338 nucleotides long. Lineage: Eukaryota; Dinophyceae; Prorocentrales; Prorocentraceae. The record is from the annotation of a GenBank genome assembly.
GCCGAGGUCUUUGAGCAUCUCGGCUCGCCAGCCGACGCCGACUGCAACGGCGACGCUGGAUGGGAGGAUUGGGCUCAGGCGCAGGGGCCACAGCAGCGAACCGCCAUCCGCCCCAAGGACAAGCUGGACGCCCUGAAGCCUCCGCAGGAGGCCGCGAGACGGCUCGCGGCGCUCGCGGAGGCCGACGGCGGCGAAGCUGCCGACCCACCGCAGGCCGACGCCCGGCCGGACGGCAAGGUCCGACUUCGGGUCUUCGACGGCAAGGAGGAGUGCAGGGGCCUGGCGGUCCAGCUCGCGUGCGUCGUUCUAGGCUCCACGCUGCGGAUGGCACACGUGGC